Messenger RNA from Prorocentrum cordatum, 414 nucleotides. The record is from the annotation of a GenBank genome assembly. NCBI's taxonomy places the organism in Eukaryota, Dinophyceae, Prorocentrales, Prorocentraceae.
AUGGCGCCCAGGAUGCAGGACGGCAUCGACAAGGACACGCGCCCUGCUGUGGGGCUGGUGGACAGCCGCAGGGGCCUCGACAUCGGGCGGCGCACCCUCGUGGUGGUCCAGCCGGGCGCGGGGCACAGCGAGGGCGGCAAGCCCUGGGGGGUCGAGGCGCAAGUCUUCGGCGCGACGCCAGCGCUGACACUGCAGGACAUCUCGCGGCAGAAGCACGGGAAGUACGAGAGCACGGUCCACAUCGUCGACCACGGCGACUCCCAGAGGGAGGCCGUCCGGCGGCUCUUCGACGCCCAGACAGGGGUCGGGAUGGUCCGGGGGCAGAGCCGAGCUUGGCGGGGGACCCGCCGUUGUCUCAAGCAUCUGUUGCGCAUCUCCGACAGGUGCUGCUGCAGUCCUACGAGAUACAGCUGA